Amphimedon queenslandica is the source of this 6715-nucleotide messenger RNA. RefSeq lists its product as uncharacterized. Lineage: Eukaryota; Metazoa; Porifera; Demospongiae; Haplosclerida; Niphatidae. Gene Ontology annotation, cellular component: cell-cell junction; plasma membrane. The record is from RefSeq and is a predicted model, not a curated record. Bases 202 to 6585 code for a protein of 2127 amino acids. Gene Ontology annotation, molecular function: cell adhesion molecule binding. Gene Ontology annotation, biological process: cell-cell adhesion. The transcript is spliced from 23 exons.
UUAAUUCAUUCCAUAUAGCACGUUCAAUAUAGCAAUAACGCUUGUUGAAAGUCACCUAAAAAUAAUAAAUUGUAGUUAGUCUUUCCUCUAUGAAUGUUAUUAUUUGACAUAUAUACAUAGUUUCACUGAGAUCCUUUCUUUCAAAACUGUUUUACCAUACAUGGCAAUAGAUUCAAUCUGCUUGUGCUUGAAAGCCAGCGUAUGAGUCUAAAAGAUAUGAUGCUUUUGUUAUUUCUCUUAUCAUUGGUACUUCAUGUAUCAUGUCAACAGUUUGGUUCACUGCCUCCUCGUCCAACUACUGAUGUAAGAUUGUUUCUUGGUGAGGAGAAUGUGACUAUUGCUAAUUUCUCAAUGAUAGCUGCUGGUCUGUUUCAUGAUACUGAUAUAGAUGAACCUGGUAAUGCUGUUGGUGUUGUUGGUAGUCCUGAUGGUCAGAAUGAUGGUUUGUGGUGUCAGAGUUCUCUUAAUCAGAAUAUGAUAGGAACAUGGUAUUAUCCUGAUGGAACAACUGUACCAUUGGGUUCUGGUAGUCCUCUGUUUGCUAACAACACUGCUACUGGUCAAAUUGGUUUGUUAAGAAAUGGAGGAAUAGCAAGUGUUCAAGGACUAUACAGUUGUGUUAUACCAAAUGAAGAAGGAAUCAAUCAGACACUGUAUGUUGCUGCUUAUGGGAACAAUGAUUUCUUCAAAUAUGAUGAACUUCCAGUUAUUGAUAGUAGUGGUCCCUCCUUCCAGCUCCUCUCAUCAGUUGAUGCUGAUCCUCCAGUGUUUAGUUUAUCAUUUACUGUCACUAAUAGAUCACCAACAAUAGUCACUUGCUCUGUUGGUAAUGGAAACCAGUUUAAUGUAUCUGAUAAUGAUUUGAUACAUACUGUAAAACCAGUUAAUAAUGAUGUACAAGUACAAGUAUCAGUAAUAUUUAGAAUGAGAGUGUCUGGCCUGUAUAAAUGUUCUGUUACUACUGACAGAAUUACAACCACACCUUUAGUAUCUACUAAUAUGGCAGCGAGAGAUAUUACUGUAACUGAAUCUCCAUCAAACUUGGUUCACAGCAGAAAUAGCCUUAUGUCAGUCACACUAGGCUGGUCUCCCUCAGCAGUGAUUAGUGCUACUCCUCAGUAUCAUGUCUUUGUUAAUAACAGUAAUGGUAUUAUUAUGAAUGAUAGCACUACAAAUACUGAUCUGUCUCUCUCAUUACGUCCUGAUGAUAAAUAUAAUAUUAGACUAGUAGCUACUGGUGAAGACUUACCUAGUAAAAUAAUCACUGUUACAAUUCCUCAAGUUGUCAGUGUUGAAGUACAGGGGCCAGUUAUCAUGCCAUUGAAUCAUUUUUCUUCCUUUUCAUUAACCUGUACAUUGACAUUAGCUCCUAAAGUGAAUGAUACUACAGUACAAAUGUUCUGGGCAAGUCCUGAUCUCAUUCUCUUCAAUUCUACAACUGAUGGAGACAUAGUUUUAGAUAGUUUAGAGCCUACAAUGAUAUCAGUGAAUGAUAGUGUUGUAUAUACACUUACUCUUAGCUUCAGUUCAUUGCAACCAUCACAAGUUGGAGAAUAUGUUUGUGGGGCUCUACUGAAUGAUGGGGCUGCUACCAAUACCAUUAGUGCAGCAUCAAAUUAUUCUAUAUCUAUACAAGUACCAACUCCUUCAGUUAUUGUUGAGUAUAAUGCUACUGGACAUUUAGUAGAUGGAGAACUAGCAGAAGGACAGUUUCUUGAUAUUAUGUGUAUAGCUGACAUCAGUCAAUAUAUUGAUACUAGUGUUAGUGUUACUAUGAGUUGGAGGAGAAAUAACACUGUACUGACCAAUGGAAGUGAUUUUACUAUCAGUCCUCCAGUUAUGACUAAUAAUCAGUACACUGGUGUGUUACGUAUUAAUAGUUUAAGAGAUGAACUUGAUAAUGGUGCUAGUUAUAAUUGCUCAGUUAGUGUGACUCCUAAUACUCCUUUUAUAAUAGCAGGGAAUGAUAAUAGCAGUGCAGUUACAUUAACUGUAUCAAGGUUUGAUAUCAAUCAUGUUGAUAUAAGUAUCAAUAUUCCUUCUGUUCCUGUUGCUGGUGAUGUAUUCAAUUUAUCUUGUGUUAUAGUUGUACCUCCUAAUUUUGUUGAGAAUCUUACUAGUGUCAGAUGGACUUAUGAUCUAGAAGCAUCUCGAGAUGUGACUAGUGAAAACAAUGAUGCUACACUAGUACCUGUUGUUAGAAAUGGAAAUAUAUUCACCAGUGUACUUACACUUGAUCCAGUGAAGACAACUGAUGCUAGACAAUAUUACUGUCAAGCAACAAUUCUAGUAUUUGGUACUGUAGAUCGUAUUAACAGAGAUUUAACUGUUCAAAUAUCUCCUCCCAGUGUAUCAAUGGUUACUGAUCCUCCAACUAUUCCAAUAGAGAGUACAAGUUACUUACUAACCUGUACAGUUACAGUAAACACUACAAUAGUGAAUACACCAGUAACUGCUAAUGUAGUAUGGACUGAUCCUAGUGGUAAUGUAAUACCAACUAAUGAAGCAAGACGUCAAGUGACACCUCCAACUGGUAACAGUCUUGUAAGCAUGCUAUUGUUUCAACCUAUUGAUACUGGCCUUAAUAAUGAUGGAGGAACAUAUACCUGUCAAAUGAUCAUCAAUUCUGGUAACUCAUUAAUAGCAUCAAGUCAAAGUACUAAUACUACCCUUACUGUUACUGUUGAAAGUCUUCCUCCAAUGACAGUAGAUUUCUCAUCAGCUGGUUUAGUUGAAGUUGGUCAGAGUCUAACUAUAACAUGUACCAUAACAACAGUUGAGAGAUUAGUAGUAACACCAUUGAUUACUUUCAUUAAAAUGAAUGAUACAGAUAUGGAAAUGCUCAUUAACUUAAAAAGACUAUACACUAUCACAACAGAUGAUACUGGUUCAGUUACUAACAAUACUCUAAUACUGGAUCCAGUGAGGUUUGAAGAUGCUGGAAUGUAUACAUGUAUGGCUGAGUUUCAUGUAACUGGUUUUAAUAACACCAAUGAUCCUAGCACUGCUACUUAUGAUUAUCAAGAAGAUAGUGAUGUCUUUAAUUUAACUGUUGACUUCCCACCAGUGAUUGUUACUAUAUCAAAGGAACAUGAUGAUACAUUAUAUGCAGGGACACCAUUCUUCAUUAAAUGUGACAUAAUGUUAGAUCCAUUAGUUACUAUACCAGUGACUGUCACUAAUCAAUGGACACGUGAUGGUACUAAUGUUCCUAUGGGUUUAUCUGACGCUACUAUUACUGAGGGUCUCAAUAUGAUCAAUACAUUAUAUUAUAAUGCAACAUUAAUGUUCUAUCCAUUGGAUAAUGCUGAUGAUAGUGGAAUGUAUACUUGUAAUGUUGAAGUGACUGCUCCUAAUAGUUACAUGUAUCUCAGGAAUACAUCAGCUAAUGCUAAUACUUCCAUUACAGUUCUUGCUACUCCAGUACCAGUAGUAGAGAUAGUAACUAUGGGUAUUGCUGAACCUGGUAAAGAAUACAUGUUAAAUUGUACAGUGACAGUUGUUGAUAGACUCAUAGUCUCACCAGUGAUAACAUGGACUAAGAGAUCAGCUAACAAUGUUAUUAGUGUACCUCCAGUUUUUAUGACUGUAUCUAAUGUAAUGAGUUCUCUUUAUUUGAACUUCUCUUCUCUCAAUACUUCUGAUGCUGGUCUAUAUACUUGUGAAGCCUCUAUUAAUGUUAGUCAAAUAUCUAUUGUAUCAAGGAGUAAUGACACCUCAGAUUUACCAUUAGACAUUCCCAAUCCAUCUGUUGAUGUGAGUCUAUCAAGAGAGGAUUAUUUCUUAGCUGGCAGUAUUCUGAUACUAACAUGUGAUAUCAGUGUUGAUCCUAAUGUUGAUACACCAUUCACUGUUGAUGUAACCUGGAACAUGAUCAAUCAACAAAUCAUGAGUAGUGGUGAUAAUGGAGAUAAAAUUAAUCCUAAUUUAAUGAUGCUUGCUGAUACAAAUCGUGUUAAUACCAGCUCUGUUAUGAUGAGAUCAAGUUGUAAUGAGUAUAGAUCAACUGUUAAUUUCACUACAUUGAGUAGUAUUGAGGAUUCAGGAACAUAUACAUGUAUUGUUACUAUAGUACCAGCUCCAGCUUAUGAAUAUGUAACGAUUUCUGAUGUAAAUUAUACAAGCAUAAACUUAACUGUGACUGAUCCUAUUGUUAAUAGUUUCUCUGCUUUCCCUGACUCAUUUCUGGGUCUGGAAACAUCAUGUCUUCAUUCAGACCCAUAUGAUAACUUCACUCUUACCUGUACAGCCACUAAACCAACCAUAGUAAUACCAAGCCUGGUAAUAGCAUGGGUACAUAAUGGUACAAUAGAAACUGGUACUGUGACUACUACUGGAGGAAAUAUGACUACCACUGUUACUAAUAUAUUGAGUUUCAACACCAGUAGGCCUUCUGAUUCUGGUACUUAUAGAUGUACUGCUAGUAUUACUAUACCUGAUUCAACUACAAUAAUGACUACUAAGGAAAGUACUAUCACUAUAAAAUCUCAGAGCCUACCAGUUCCUGCUGCUAAUGUAACAGCUACUCCAGGAACAACUACUGCUGCUAUAUCAUUCAUAAUACCUAACAUUGCCUAUACACCUGAAACCUACAGUGUUAAGUAUACUGGAGCAAUCUUACAAACAGCACAAGCAACUUCUAUCAUAAGAAUGAGCUCCAGUAACAUUAGUGCAAUUAACGAAGAAUUUACAAUCAUGUUGACUGGCCUUGAGGAAGAUAACACUUAUACAUAUACAGUUGAUUCUACCAAUUGUCUUGGUACUACUAGUACUGUUAUAAUGAGCUUUCGAACACUUCCAGCAAUGCCUGUGGCUCCUCCAAUAGAUUGUGCUAAUAUAACAUUUCUACCAAGUAAUGUCACACUUACCUGGACUGCACCAGCACUAAUAGAUCAAAAUGGAGCACCAGUUGGUUAUAAAUUAACAUGCAUAAAUAUUAAUGGUGUAUCAGUCAAUGGAUUGAGCCCAACACAAACUUCAACAAACACAAUGUUCACUAUUACUGAUGUUAUGCCUUUUACUAGUUACACUUGUGAGCUGUCAUUUAUUAAUGUAGUAGGAGAAGGACCUUUUACCCAGUGUACUUUUGAAACAGCUCAAGAUAUACCAAUUGACAGUCCUCAGAAUUUCACUUCAAUACCUGAUAAAACAGCAGUUACUUUUACAUGGACUAGUCCAGCUACUCCUAAUGGAGUAAUUAUUGAAUAUUCACUAAUUAUUGAAUAUUCACUGAAUGUCAUCAAUCAAGAUGUGCCGACAAUACAUAACUAUACAAUACUUGUAUCUGUGAAUCAAACUACAGUCACACAAUUAGUUGAUGGUUUCAGUCCAUAUCAGAAUUACACUGCUAGUGUUAGUGCUAGUACAAUCAUUGGAGCUGGACCAGUGGCUACUACUGCAGGAAGAACACUACCAGACAUUCCUAGUUCACCUCAUCUGGUAGUGUCUCCAGUUGUCAUUAAUAGUUUAACAGUAGCUUAUACUGUACCAGUUGUUAAUGAAACUACUAUCAAUAUAACAUGGAGUCCACCAUCUCAUCCUAAUGGAGAAAUCACUGGAUUUAUUGUUAAAAUAGCUACUGAUGCUAUUACUAGUUCUGAUGAUGUUCUAUUUGUACCUGGAAAAGUACUAUAUACUUUAAUAUUCAAAGGAUUAAGGGCAAAGACACCUUAUUAUAUUUCAGUUGUAGCAGUCAAUCAAGUUGGUGAGGGAAAUUCAGCCACUGCUAUUGUCUUCACUAAAUCUGACAGUAGCAUUACAGUAUCACCAUCAAAUGUACAAGCAAUGAGAAUAGGAGAUACAAUAGUGUUAUCAUGGGAUCCAGUGACACUAGAAGAAGCUAAAGGAUUCUUUGUAUACAGUAUCAGAUUAACUCCUGAUGAUGGUAGCACUAGCAGUACAUUAAGACAAACUAAUACAAGAACUAUAUCAGUAGCUUAUGAUACCACAUCAGUUAAUAUAACUGAUACUGAACCACAGUUAGCUUAUACUGUGAGUAUUAGUGUAUUGCUAUUGAGUGAUGUAGGACUAAUUGAAGGACCAACUGUAAGCAAAAUUAUACUAGUGUCUCCAUCUAUUAGUACUAGUGCUACUACUACUACUACUACUACUACUACUACUACUACUACUACUACUACUACUACUACUACUACUACUACUAGUACUGAUUCUACAUUUAGUGUACCAGUAAUAUCAGGAAUAGUUUCAGUUUUGAUUACAAUAGCCAUAGUUGCAAUGGUGCUGAUCAUCAUUUGUGUGAUAGUAUAUAAGAAGAAGUCAAAGAAGUAUAAUAUAAAGAAAUUUGAUGAAAAUGAUAUAAAUCUAACACCUAAUGCAGGAUAUGGCAUGGUUAAUGUUGUCAAGAAUACUGCCAUGGAAAAUGAUGAUGAUGGAAUUUAUGAAAGAAUGGGAGAUGAUCAGAUUUAUGAACAAUUAGAUGAACCUGAUCUGCUUGCUGCAAGAGAAAGUGCUGCUGCAACAUAUGAAAAUACUACUGCUAAGCCUAUUGUUAAAGACUCAAAAAGCAUUCACAAAAAAGAAAACGAUGAAAGUAUGUAUGAACUGAUUGACAUUGUUUUGAAAUAACUAUGCUCAUCAUGCACUAUUCUUUGGGAGUGCUAAAAACUCUUUAUUUUAUAUGUAGAUGUAAUAAACAGAUUGUCAUGCAUACACUGGUUUAGUUUGAUUUAGAUAGUUGAAGCACACGUUUAAUUUC